Molecule: messenger RNA, 297 nt
Organism: Lodderomyces pseudojiufengensis
Lineage: Eukaryota; Fungi; Ascomycota; Pichiomycetes; Serinales; Debaryomycetaceae
Exons: 1
Coding region: 1-297 (98 amino acids)
Source: RefSeq, a predicted model, not a curated record
AUGCAACAACUAUCACUUGUAUCAAUUCUAACUGUGUUUGCAACUUAUUCACAAUCAUUAUUCAUUCCAAAAAAUCUAAAUGAAUUCGUUCCAAUAACAACUCAAACUGAUGUUCAAUCAUUAUUACAACAAUAUCCAAAUGGGAAAAUAUUGGAUGACAUUAAUGAUCCAAAUGAAAAAAUAUUCAUAUAUAAUACUGAAUCUUUAAAUACUUAUAAUAAUGGGGUAAAGGAACAAGAAAAAAUUGAUGAACUUUUCAAAAGAGAAGUUAUUUUAAUGGACGAUGGAUUGAUUUAG